CAUUGGCCCAGCCGCCUCCUUUGCCAACCUGCCGGCUCGUUUCGCGGCGUCACUUCCGGCCGGGAUCAAGAUGGCGUCCGGAAGCGGCCUACGGGGCCUUUGGGAGUGAGCCCGGCCGGCUCUCCGAGGCGGAGCCCGCGAAGGGCAGGGUUCAUGCAAUCACGGAAGUUUCUUUGUUGCGUGUAACUUCUCAGAACGGAACGGGGUUCCAGAAUGAAUCAGAACUCAACCGAGCCUGCAGUAUCAGUUGAGACGUUGGCGGAUGUUCCUGAGCACGUGUUGAAAGGCCUUCCCGAGGAAGUGAGGCUUCUCCCUUCUGCCGUCGACAAGACACGGCUCGGUGUCUGGGCGACCAAGGCCCUUGGCCGAGGCAGGAAGUUUGGUCCGUUUGUGGGCGACAAGAAGAAAAGGUCCCAAGUGAAGAGCAAUGUGUUCAUGUGGGAGGUUUACUACCCCAACUUGGGAUGGAUGUGUGUUGAUGCCACGGAUCCUCAGAAGGGGAACUGGCUGCGCUAUGUGAACUGGGCCCGUUCCGGAAAGGAGCAGAACCUCUUCCCUUUGGAGAUUAACCGGAGCAUUUACUACAAAACCUUCAAGCCCAUCGAGCCUGGCGAGGAGCUGCUGGUGUGGUACAAUGGGGAAGACAACCCAGCCAUAGCGGCCGCCAUCGAGGAAGAGCGGGCCAGCAACCGGAGCAAGCGCAACUCCCCCAAAGCCAAGAAAGGGAAGAAAAAGUCCCAGGAGGCGAAAAGCAAAGGAAAGAAAGCCAAGGAUAAGAAACAGGAAACUGUUUUGGAUCUGACUCCUGUCGACAUGAGGGAGCCCAAUGAAGGUCAUAAGGAGGAGGAGGAGGAGGACACCCCCUCGGUUUCGGCCGCGCUGUUGCUGGAGCAGACGGCGGUCAUCCAAGAGAUGGUCAACCAGGAUGCACUUCCGGAUCUGGUGGCCUCUGGUCCGGCCGGCGAACCGCACCUACCGCCUGUGGAGCAGCCCAGCGUGAUGACGCGUGGGUCAAACAUUGCGGGGGAGCGGGAGGAGGGCUCCGAGGGGGGCGAGGACCCCGAGGACAAUACGGAGGAGGAAGAGCCAGAGGAGGAGGAAGAGGAGGAGGAAGAAGAGCUGGAGGAGGAGGAAGGAGAUGUAGACGUGGCCAAAAUAAGCCCUGACCCCGAACCGGUCUCUGUUUGUAAAGCGGAAGAGCCGAGCGGCACGUCCGACGACUCGCCGGAGGGCUCCCCGAAGAAGAAGCCGGCCGUGAAGGGCGCCAAAGCCAGAGGCGAGUCCGGCGGCCGGGCGUUCAUGUUCCCCUGCCAGCACUGCGAGCGGAAAUUUGCCACCAAGCAAGGCCUCGAGCGGCACAUGCACAUCCACGUCUCGGCCAUCGGACACGCGUUCAAGUGUCGCUAUUGCGGCAAGGCCUUUGGGACGCAGAUCAACCGCCGGCGACACGAACGGCGGCAUGAGGCCGGCCCGAAACGGAAGCCAGCCACCACCACCACCGUGGCUCAGCAUCCUGAAGAAGAUUCUGGAGACCUUAAAAUUGUUGAGGACGGCGUCGGCGAAGAAACGAACGCUAUGCCGGAGUUGUCCGCUGCUACUGAGCCAGAGGAAACUACAAAUCCCGCUGCUGCGGAGGAGAGCAAGGACACCAAAGAGCUGCACCCUUGCAAGUACUGCCGGAAGGUGUUUGGGACGCACACCAACAUGCGCCGGCACCAGCGGCGGGUCCACGAGCGCCACCUCAUCCCCAAAGGCGUGCGGAGAAAAGCGGAGGAGCCGCAGCCCCCCGCGGAGCAGGCGUCCAGCGCGUACGUGGCGAGCGCGGACCUGGAGGAGGACGGCGAGGCGGACGACGUCUACAUCAUGGACGUCUCCAGCAACAUCUCCGAGAACCUCAACUAUUACAUCGACGGCAAGAUCCAGUGCACCACCAGCACCAGCAACUGCGACGUCAUCGAGGUCGAAUCGGGCUCCACCGAACUCUACGGGAUCAAUUGUUUGCUCAGCCCCGUCACGGUGGAAAUCACCCCCAACGUCAAGGCAUCUCCAGGGGAAACAUCGAAGGAGUUGUCGGGCGCCGGAAGCUCCGAGCCGAAGAAGAGGAGGACAGCGAGUCCCCCGCUCCUGCCGAAGAUCAAAACCGAGCUCGACUUGGAGCCCAUAACGUCGUUGUGCUCGUUGACGAUACCCCUGACGAUCUCGACCACCGAGAGCUUGCCGUUCCCCAAAGAGAAAAGUAUUUAUUUGUCGUCCAAGCUGAAGCAGCUGCUCCAGACGCAGGACGGCAACAAAGCGGUGCCGUCUCCGCCGCUGCCGUCGGGCGAAAUGCCCAAACUGGGCCACCCCGCCGGGUCGCCUCCUCUCUUGCCCGCAUCCUCGAGCAGGUUCAAACGGAGAACCAGCUCCCCGCCGAGUUCACCCCAGCACAGCCCGGCUCUUCGAGAAGGCAAAAACGCUUGGAACGAUGCCGUGCUAGGUUCAAAAAUCCCCAAAUUGGAGAGUCACAGCAACUCGCCUGUGUGGAGCAUGUCCGGGAGGGAAGAGAAGGAGACGGCGAGCCCGGAUGAGUAUAAAGCACCCCAAGACUGGGCGCCGGCUCCGUCUUUCGGCAACGUCUGCAACCAGCAGCCGCUGGAUUUAUCCAGUAGUAUGAAGCAACGCUCAAACGGCAAGAACCGGACUCCAGUUCCCUGGGAAUCGGUGCUGGAUCUCAGCGUCCACAAAAAGCCGUGCACUGACACGGACUCUGCGGCCCUGCCGUCGUGUAGUAGUACGGUGAAGAAGAAGCCCACCACGUCCAUGCUUCAGAAAGUGUUGCUCAACGAAUACAACGGCACGGAGUCCGCCGCGGAAAGUGCCGCACCGGAAACAGGUCCAGGGAUAAGUUUGGGCGCCUUAGCGGAAGAACAUCCAGAGCCUGUCGCUGGUCUUGCCGUACCAGUUGUCGAAUCGGUUUCUCCCAAAGCCUCUCCUGAGACGUCGUGCCACGUGCCGCCGCUCCUAACGCCGACGAGCCCGCCUUCCCCGCCUCCCUGUCCGCCCAUGUUGAAGGUCCCGACGCCGCCCCCGCCUUUGCUCCCAACUGUCCCGUCUCCGCUCCCAGAAGAGCCCGACAGCGUCGCUCCGAGUCCGUGCCCGUCUCCGCUGUCCAACGCCACGGCACAGUCCCCUCUCCCGAUCCUUUCUCCAACCGUUUCGGGGUCUCCCGUUCCUUUGGCCGAGCCACAUAGCUGUCCUUCGCCCGGACCCCCCACUCUCUCCUCCUCCUCUUCCUCCUCUUCCUUUUCCUCCUCCUCUUCGUCGUCAUCAUCUUCUUCUUCGUCUCCAUCUCCUCCUCCUCUCUCCGUCGUCUCUUCCGCCCUCUCCCCCGGUGAUAAUUUAGAGAAUUCGAUCCCCAUGAUGUCGUUGAAGCAAGAAGAGACGGAAGACGAUAUCCGGAAUCCAGGCGAAGUUGACGCCGACGCCGGUCAGGAACCUUUCAGCAAGAGUUUCGUCUGCAACGUCUGCGACUCGCCGUUCCUGUCCAUCAAGGACCUCACCAAACACUUGCUGGUUCACGCAGAGGAGUGGCCCUUCAAGUGUGAGUUCUGCGUCCAGCUCUUCCGGGAGAGGACCGACUUGUCCAAGCACCGCUUCCGGCUCCACGGCGUCGGGAACAUCUUCGUCUGCUCGGAAUGCAAGAAAGAGUUCGCCUUCCUGUGCAACUUGCAGCACCACCAGCGGGACCUCCACCCGGACAAAGAGUGCACCCACCGCGAGUUCGAAAGCGGGACCCUCCGCCCGCAGAACUUCACGGACCCCACCAAAGCCGACGCCGAGCUUAUGCGGAGCCUCCCCGAGUUGCCGAAAGAAGAAGAGGACGACGAGGAGCUCAACGACUCCUCCGAGGAGCUUUAUACGACCAUCAAAAUCAUGGCGUCCGGCAUCAAAUCGAAAAACCCGGACGUCCGCAUGGGGCUGAACCAACACUACCCAAGUUUUAAACCUCCUCCGUUCCAGUAUCACCACCGCAACCCGAAUGGGAUCGGAGCCACGGCGACGAACUUCACGACGCACAACAUCCCGCAGACGUUCACCACCGCCAUCCGCUGCACCAAGUGCGGGAAGAGUGUCGACAACAUGCCGGAGUUGCACAAGCAUAUUUUGGCGUGCGCGUCGGCCAGCGACAAGAAGCGGUACACGCCGAAGAAGAACCCCGUGCCGUUGAAACAGACCGUGCGACCGAAGAACGGCAUCGUGCUCCCGAGCCCGGCGGGGAGCAACGCGUUCCGGCGCAUGGGGCAACCGAAGCGGCUCAGCUUCAGCGUCGAGGUGAGCCGCAUGUCCUCCAACAAGCUCAAAAUCAGCGCGCUGAAGAAGAAGAACCAGCUCGUGCAGAAGGCGAUACUACAAAAGAAGAAGUCCCAGCAGAAGGCGGAGAUGAAGAACAGCGCCAUAGACCCCGACUCGCACAUCUGCCCUUAUUGCAACCGGGAGUUUACGUACAUCGGGAGCCUGAAUAAACACGCCUCCUUCAACUGCCCCAAAAAGCCUGCCUCGCCGUCCUCGAAAAAGAAAGUCAAGAAGAAGAACAAGGCGGCGGCGGCGGCGUCUCUUUCCGCCGGCGAGAAAAGCAACCAACGCCGUCGGACGGCGGACGCGGAGAUCAAGAUGCAAAGCGCGCAGGCGCACUUGGGGAAAACGCGAGCCCGAAGCUCCGGUCCGUCACCCGUCCCGACCCCGCCGCCGGUGUCGUCAUUCAAAUUGAAGCAGAGCAUCAAAUCCAAAAAGGCCGGCGCUCCGGUGAUAACAAAGAGCGCCAAUCUCACAAAAGUGACCAAAAUGGUUCCGGUGGAAGGCAGGAAACCCAAAGGUCUGACCAAAAACGGGGCCUCGGGGCUCCCCGGGAAAAGCGCCUGCAAGCUGCACGUGCGGAUCCAGAGGAGCAAAGUGACUUUGGCUAACAAAGCCGCCGCAGCUGGCAAGAAGAAGAAGAAGAAGAAGCGGGACCGGUUCAGCGGCAAGUCGAGGGAGAGGGUCGGGGGGCCCAUCACGCGGAGCCUGCAACAGGCCACCAGCCCCGAGGCCGCCGAGGGCAAGAAGGACGAGGGCGGAGCAAAGCCAGAGGUGAAGGAGUCCAGGAGCCCGCUGUGACGAACCCGCGGACGCGAGGGCCUCCCAAUUUCUAAACCGUCAGGCUCAAAACGGUUGCAGUCCUCCCCUUCAAACGAGGGGUCCCACGGCUUGGAAGUCCCCCCAGUGGGGCAGAAGAAGACCCGUCCGUCCGGGGCCGAACAAACGCCGGACUCCUUGGGGCUGUGCUGGCCGCGGAGCCGGGCUCGAUGCAUCCCCGGGCUCCGCUUUGUGGCGACGGACGUGGCUCAGACUCUCCGGGAAGGACGGAAAUCUGCGUGGCGUGUCAGGACGAGCAUCGAGCCACAACAAAGACCCUCCUUGAGACAUAUUUGGGGGGCUUCUGAGGUUUCUUUGGACCGUUUUGGUGCCUGGAAAAAGCCUUUUUCUGCGACCCGUUGUAUAGCACAAACCCGUCAACAGAUGAAGUCACUAUUGGUUGGCUGACGGUAUCUCACAGCAAACGUUUCCGAUGGUUUCCCUCUCUUACUUGUAAAGCAAGACUAUUAUUACUAUACUUAUUAUUAUUAUGGUUUUCUCUUUGUUUUUCACACACAUUUUCCCCCCUUCCAGUUGGUUAAAUAAAAAUAUAACACUUUAGUUUUGCUCGUGCGGGAAUCUACCUCUUUACAAUUUUCGGUUUACAUAUUUUCGUGUUUUCAGUUUUCAUAUUGUUUGGCGAAUCGGUGCCACGUCGGCCACGUUCGCCGCCUUCUCGUUCACUAUCAUUCCCUUAUUUACGUGGUUUUUUUUCCUCCGUCGGAUGUGGAAUUUCUCCAUCGAACCGAUGUGUGUGUAUAUAUAUAUAUAUAUUUUGCGGGGAGGGAGUCAAAAAAUAUUUAAAGCUAUUUAAAUGGUUUCCGGACCCGAUGUGAUUGACAUUGAACACGGGUUUGCGUUCCUUUCGAGACUGUUCCGAAUUUUUGCUGUUCUGUCGUUUCCUAUUGUAAACAACAUGGACAUUUCCAGUACAAAAAAAUAAGAGGGAGAGAGGGAUCACCUCCCUCCCCCCAAAAAGGUUGUCAUUGUUUUGGUUUUGCAAAUGGCGUUGUUGCAUAUAUCUGAAAUAUACCAUGCAGGCGA
Messenger RNA from Anolis carolinensis (green anole), 6195 nucleotides. It is a transcript of the gene prdm2, whose product is annotated as PR/SET domain 2. Gene Ontology annotation, cellular component: nucleus. Gene Ontology annotation, biological process: regulation of transcription by RNA polymerase II. Gene Ontology annotation, molecular function: RNA polymerase II transcription regulatory region sequence-specific DNA binding; DNA-binding transcription factor activity, RNA polymerase II-specific; protein binding. The coding region runs from base 214 to 5133 and encodes 1639 amino acids. Lineage: Eukaryota; Metazoa; Chordata; Lepidosauria; Squamata; Anolidae. The record is from RefSeq and is a predicted model, not a curated record. The transcript has 9 exons.